This is a messenger RNA of Brassica oleracea var. oleracea, 999 nucleotides long. Its product is annotated as alpha-ketoglutarate-dependent dioxygenase alkB homolog 6. The record is from RefSeq and is a predicted model, not a curated record. NCBI's taxonomy places the organism in Eukaryota, Viridiplantae, Streptophyta, Magnoliopsida, Brassicales, Brassicaceae. The transcript has 8 exons. The coding region runs from base 106 to 837 and encodes 243 amino acids.
AAUAAUCAGAUUCUUCCUCUCAAUUGAAAGCAAUUCUCUUCUCUUUCAGGGUUGAUCGAUAGCUCUGUUUCCUGCUGCAGUUACUGUUUGAUUCUUGAUACAGCCAUGGAGUUGGAGAGCUUCAGGGUAGGUCUUACCCCUACAGUCUUCUACAUUCCUGGUUUCAUUACUGACGAAGAACAAACUCAGCUCCUCAAUCAUAUAUAUGGAGGAUCUGGUUCCAAGUGGAAGACGUUAAAGAACAGAAGGUUACAGAACUGGGGUGGUAUGGUCCAUGAAAAGGGUCUUGUUCCACAAGAGUUGCCUUCUUGGCUUACAAAGAUUACCGAGAAAAUUCAUGAAAGCACGGGUCUUUUCCCUUCUGCUAUAAAUCAUGUCCUCAUCAAUGAAUACCAUCCUGACCAAGGGAUAAUGCCACACCAAGAUGGACCCGCUUAUUUCCCUGUUGUAGCUAUCCUGUCUCUAGGCUCACCUGUCGUUAUGGACUUCAGUCCGCAUUUGAGAUUAAGAUCAUCAGACGAUGAUGACAUUUCCAGAGAUCAAAGUGGAAAGAGUGGUGUGCCUGAGAGAGAUGAUAAACACUCAUUCUCCGUUUUGAUGAUGCCUCGAAGUCUACUAAUCUUCAAAGAUGACGCUUACUCAGAUUACCUCCACGGCAUCAGCGAUAGUCCAACACAAUGCUACAAACAGGUCAUUAAUGAAGCUGAAGCUUUGUCUUUCUCGGAGAAUUCUAGUGGAGAAGAUGGUGACAACAAGAUUCUUCACAGAGACCAAACGAGAGUUUCACUUACCUGCCGUUUAGUCCCCAAAGUCCAUAAGAAUCUCUUCAGGUUUUAGAGAAAACAAAACAAUGUAGUUUACCCUUACUGACGUUCGGAUGUCUCACCGUUUAUGACUGGGAAAACCGUCACGAUUUGUAAACGUAGGAAACCAAAACGGUAACCAUUUGUGUUUGUGAAGAGAUAGGAUUAACUAAAUAUGAGCCCUACAUUUUUUUUC